Vigna umbellata (rice bean) is the source of this 878-nucleotide messenger RNA. Its product is annotated as Heavy metal transport/detoxification superfamily protein. The record is from RefSeq and is a predicted model, not a curated record. Gene Ontology annotation, molecular function: metal ion binding. NCBI's taxonomy places the organism in Eukaryota, Viridiplantae, Streptophyta, Magnoliopsida, Fabales, Fabaceae.
UAUCUUCCCUUAUAUAUACACAUAUUUUGCUACCUAGCUAGAGGCACACUCAAUAAUAUUAUUGGAUUUCAUUUCCUGAACCUUCACCAAAAGAUACAUCAAUAUCAUCCAAGAGAUUCUACCUCACCAAUAGCAACAUGACGAUCAUAGAGAUGAGAGUACACAUGGAUUGCCCUGGAUGUGAAAACAAAGUGAAAGAAGCACUACAAAAACUUAAAGGGGUGGAUGGCAUUGAAAUAGAUAUGAAACUCCAAAAGGUGACUGUGAAUGGCUAUGCUGAGCAGAAGAAGGUUCUGAAAACUGUUCGAAAAACUGGUUGCAGGGCUGAGUUAUGGCAACUUCCAUACACAACAGAGUCUCAAAACCAAUAUUUUCAGCAGCACCAUUGCAAUGGCCCUCUCACCUAUUAUGCUUCUCAACCUUCCUCAUCUUAUAACUAUUACAAACAUGGCUAUGAUAGCAGUGAUCCAAGCUAUUACAACUAUCCCUCACAAUCUUCCAUCUUUGGCCACCAAACUGGUGCUACUUUUAGUGAUGACAAUCCUCACGCUUGUGUCAUUAUGUGACCAUACCAUGUUCAUGCUCUUACAAAUCAACUACAUUAUAUUAUAUACCUUUAAAUUAUGAAGUGUAUGUAUGAAGCAUUAACUAAAGUGUUUAUGAAAAAGGGUUCUUUCUGGUUUUGACUAUUAAUUAUGUUUUGAAUGACUUUGCUUGUUUUGUAAUUCAAGGGAUGUACCCAUUAGAGUUAAUGAUGAUGGAUUGCAUCAUGAUGGAAGAGUCAACUUGUUUUAGCAUAAUUAGUUAAGUGCAUAAAUAAGGUUGAUGAUGUUAUAAGAUGAUGCAUUCAUUAACUAUUACGUUUUGUGUUUUUUUUU